Messenger RNA from Pseudozyma flocculosa PF-1, 678 nucleotides. RefSeq lists its product as uncharacterized. NCBI's taxonomy places the organism in Eukaryota, Fungi, Basidiomycota, Ustilaginomycetes, Ustilaginales, Ustilaginaceae. Bases 1 to 678 code for a protein of 225 amino acids. The record is from RefSeq and is a predicted model, not a curated record. Gene Ontology annotation, molecular function: acyltransferase activity, transferring groups other than amino-acyl groups. The transcript is spliced from 2 exons. Gene Ontology annotation, cellular component: NatA complex. Gene Ontology annotation, biological process: mitotic sister chromatid cohesion.
AUGGCCGCCGUAGCAUCCUCUUCAACGACUCCGUCCGACCCGUCCAGCAGCUCCUGGCCAGCGCCGCCCAUGACCUACGAGCCGCGGCCGCCAGCGCCCGUGCGAGCGCUGCUGCCCAAGCGCAUCGACGUGGCCGACCUGACGCCCAACAACCUCGGCCAGCUGCGCAAGCUCAACAGCGUCCUCUUCCCCGUCAGCUACUCGGAGCGCUUCUACAAGGACGUCCUCGAUCCCGACGUCGCCAGCAUCUGCAAGCUCGGCCUCUUCAACGACAUCGCCGUGUCCAACGUCUGCUGCCGCUUCGAGGCCGACGGCAACGACGCCGUCAAGGUCUACAUCGCAACCCUGGGCGUGCUCGCACCCUACCGCCGCCUCGGCCUCGCAACCGCCCUGAUCCAGCAUGUGCUCAAGGCCGCCGGCCCCGGCUCAACCGUCGAGCUGACCGACAAGGACGCGCCCCAACCAGCGCCCAAAAAGGACAAGAACGGCAAGGAGAUCAAGCCCGAGGCCGUCAAGGUGCAAAAGAAGGUCUCGGCAGUCUACCUACACGUCCAGACCAGCAACGACGAGGCCAGGGCCUUCUACGAGAAGCUCGGCUUCAAGGUCACUCAGACCAUCGACAGCUACUACCGCCGCAUCCAGCCUGCCAGCGCAUGGGUGCUCGAGCUCAGCGCGUAG